Messenger RNA from Aureobasidium vineae, 990 nucleotides. Lineage: Eukaryota; Fungi; Ascomycota; Dothideomycetes; Dothideales; Saccotheciaceae. The record is from the annotation of a GenBank genome assembly.
AUGAUUGAUCCUGAAUACAGAUUCUGGGCGGGUGGAGGCGCAACCAAUCGCAUCAACAACGAAUUCAAUGUUAUGGGUNNUUUUGACCAGCGACGCUAUUACUCAAUCAGUGGUCCGUCAAGUUUUCUUAGGAUGGCAGACGAAGAACGAGAUGGGUGCGAUGCAAUUGAGGUCCUGAAACGCUAUAUGGAUGAACUCGACCCUGCUGUACAUACCCUCACGGUUGGUGCCUCAGGCAACCUUGUCUCAGCAUCCUCGGACCCUGAUGACGAUCGUCAGAUCGCGAUUUUCUAUCCAAGUCUUCUCGAUGCUCCGAGUCUUCAGAAUUGUCGUAUGAUUACGAUGGCCAAGCUGACUGAGCUCGAUCGGCUCAUGCCUGGGGUGGACCUUGUAAGUUACGAAGACGAUGAUGGCACAACAAAGGAGGCGGUCUUCAAGAACACGCCAAUCGUGCAAUACAGAGAGCGCAGUUGGAGAGAGAUUGUCAUGCUGCACAGCUUGCCUACACAUCCCAACAUCAUCCCCCUUGGUCGCAUUGUGGUUGCUGAUACGNNGCACAUUCUGGGCUUCACAGUCCCAUACCUUCCUGCACCCUCACUUGAUCAAGACCAUAAUCAGGUGUUUCGUCUCGACUGGUUACAUCAAUUGACUUCGCUUGUCGACUACAUCAAUCUGGAGCUUCGAAUCGUCAACCAAGACAUAGCACCUAAGAAUCUCAUCUGCCUGGAGCAAGCACCAGAGGGUAGUCAGCUCAGAAUGUUCGACUUUGAGUAUGCGACCGCCAUGGGACUGCCCUGGCACGACGAGAGCCUCAACGAUGUUAAAAGCGUCAUCUUGACUUUGUACGAAAUCAUCACGCUUGACACUUUCUACCGAAAGGUUCCAUCCCCGGAGCAAGAUCCGGAUGUGGUGAUGAAUCUCGAGAACUGGCCACAGCGACGCGAACUGGAUACUGAUGUCGAGAUCUUCCGCCGACACUUGAAAGAGUAG